GCCAUGCACGACCAUCACCAAAAAAGAAAAGGUGCAAACAUUUUAAGCACCAAUAUACAGCAGGAGCUAAUGACAAAGUUCUAGUAGCAAUGAAGCAAAAGACUAUAAGAGGGUGAUUAAUGCCAAGAGCUUGAGCAGGACGAGGGUUUGAAAUGACGGAGCCAAGGUACCGUCUCAUAUUUUUACCUUUUGGAAGAAUAAAAUCAUAUAGAGAAAAUAUAUAUCAAAUUCGAAUUUGCUCAUAAGCCAAUUACGAUGUCAACACACAGACAAAGUAUAACGAUCACGAUUACUCUCAAUGUAUAAUCCAACGUUUUUUUUUUAUAUUUGGAUAUAAAAAUUUAAGUAAGAAGCGUAUGAAAAUCAACUGGAAAUAACGCAAUCAACUAUCAUAGUCAUUUACCCAAAUUAAGGAAAAUAAGGCUAAGUCAGAUAUUUUAGAGAUCAGAAAAAGAAUUCAUAAUCAAUGUUUAAACAAUAGACUGUUGAAAAAGAGAUUCUGAAUGCUUCAUACAGUCCUUGGAUAUUGGCUGAAAUUAAAAGCAAUCUUAGUGGAGCAUUUUACCAACGCUGAUGGAAGCCAUAUCACUGUAUUUAGGUAUUCUCUGAAAGACUUGCAUUUGAAUAAACUGAAUAGUCCCCAAAUAAAGGAUAUAAAAAAAAAGAAGGAUAUAUAAAAUCUACGUUUUGUUAACAUGUCAAAAGCACAUGAAAUUUAUAAAGAUCCUCUUCCAUUCUUAUUAGCGAGACCGCUACCACCUAUAAUUCCUACAAAUCCUCUUACAUGGGUUCCCUAUAUUUAUUACUACUUUUUCAGCAGAACCCCUAAACAAAUUCCUGUACAAUGUACCGUGGACUCCAGUACACGCAGCUGCCUGGUAACAGAUAGAGAGGGUAUACAAAGACUAUGGACUAACGGAUUUUUUGGGAAAGGAAAUCUUUCUAGAAGUGAGCCUACAUGGCAGGUUCGUACAAAGCGAUCGCUAGGUCUGUUAGGGUUGGACGAAGACUUAGUGGCUGAAGAAAUAACUGCAAGGAGAAGAUUGCAAAGAAAGAGAUUUAAAGCACAACGAGCAUACAGGGAGCAGUGUGCUCGUGAACGCCAAUUGUGUAUUGAACGUAAUGAAGAAAUUCCAGAUCACCUCAAAGAGGAUGCUGAACUACCAAAAGAAUUGACAGACCCUAUCUCUUCAUCCGUAUCACCUCAAAAUCCCUUUCAAGUUACCGUUGUUCCCGAACUUGAACACCUGCAAUUGACAUUUCCAGAGGCAUUUUUCCUAUCUUCUUUAGGAAAUCUAACCGUUACUUCUUCGAUGAAAGAUACAUCUUCUAUCCCUUUACUCCGUUAUUUUGCUGAGAUUUCUGCUCAGAAUCCAGAUUAUUCUACCCAAUGUUCAAACAAAAAUGCGGGUGCUUCUUUUGGUCAACUUGAUGCUGCCGCUUACAUUCACCCAGAUAAUUCAUUUCUAGUAGAUCUUGCUGCUUACUAUUACUUUCGCCAACAAGGGUGGGUAGUAAAAGGAGGAACAAAAUUUUCAGUGGAUUAUCUUCUUUAUAAGAGAGGACCUGUGUUCAGUCAUGCUGAGUUAGCUAUUUUGGUACUCCCUUGCGUGGGUAAUUCUCAGAAACGAAAUCUGAAAUGGCAUGAACUUCACUGUCUUAACCGGACGGUUGGUCAAGUAAAGAAGACUCUUGUACUAUGCUAUGUUCACUGUCCAACACCGGAAAUUAUGAAUGACCUUUGGCAACAUCAAAAGAAUAUGGAUCAAUGGGAAUGGUCAAAAUUAAUCCUUAGUUACUAUACUAUUCAGUGCGUGUCAUUGCGUCGCUGGGUUCCUGACAGAAAUAGGGAUUAAAGAGAAUAAGAAGAUUCAAAUUACCAUCAAUGAAAUUAGCGGAUAAUAGUCGUUUUUUUAAGGAAGUAUUUGAUUGUAAAUAUCGAGCAUUGAAGUAUACCAUGCCUGAACCUUUCUCUUUGCAUCAUCACCUGGAGAACGCAUAUUCAUAGAUUUACGUAAAUUGUUCGACUUUUUCUGUAAAUCUAUAUGUUCCUUUUCAAGUGUUGAACAAUUUUUCUUCAGUUGCUCGAGGUGAAGUUCAUCUCUUUCCAAUUGAAUAUUGGUUGAUUUUAUGGAAUUAUCGGUCUCGAAAAUUUCUUGUUUUAACAAAGGUAUUUUUUCUUCUAAAUCUGGAAGAGCGGGUAUGUUGGUUGUGUCAUCUUGGUCUAAGCUCUGUAACUCUUUCUCAAGUAUUCUGU
Schizosaccharomyces octosporus yFS286 is the source of this 2257-nucleotide messenger RNA. RefSeq names its product tRNA-splicing endonuclease subunit catalytic subunit Sen2. Lineage: Eukaryota; Fungi; Ascomycota; Schizosaccharomycetes; Schizosaccharomycetales; Schizosaccharomycetaceae. The transcript is spliced from 3 exons. Gene Ontology annotation, molecular function: nucleic acid binding; tRNA-intron lyase activity. Gene Ontology annotation, biological process: tRNA-type intron splice site recognition and cleavage; tRNA splicing, via endonucleolytic cleavage and ligation. Gene Ontology annotation, cellular component: tRNA-intron endonuclease complex. The record is from RefSeq and is a predicted model, not a curated record. Bases 696 to 1856 code for a protein of 386 amino acids.